Molecule: messenger RNA, 3327 nt
Organism: Amyelois transitella
Lineage: Eukaryota; Metazoa; Arthropoda; Insecta; Lepidoptera; Pyralidae
Gene: Ttd14
Product: TRPL translocation defect protein 14
Exons: 9
Coding region: 159-1613 (484 amino acids)
Biological process (GO): photoreceptor cell maintenance
Molecular function (GO): phosphatidylinositol binding; phosphatidic acid binding; GTP binding
Source: RefSeq, a predicted model, not a curated record
UUUGUUCGCACGCCUCAUUGGCGAUUCGUGUGCAUUUGUGAUGGCAGAUUUUAUCACUUUUCUAAACUUAACAUUUUUAUGAUAUUAAAGUGGUUAUUGUUAUUAGUCUUGGUAGUAUAAUUUGAUCUAAUUUAUUUUAUUUUCAUUAAUUCAUUAAAAUGGCGAACCAAUCUCAAAAAACUGUGUAUAGACUCGUUUUGACAGGAGGACCAUGCGGCGGGAAAACUACGGGUCAGUCUCGUCUGUGCACGUUCUUCGAGAAUCUGGGAUGGAAGGUGUUCCGGGUGCCGGAAACGGCUACCGUCCUUCUCAGUGGUGGAGUCAAAUUUGCAGACCUCAGCCCGGAUGAAGCAACGAAAUUCCAGGAGAAUCUUCUGAAGACUAUGAUCCAGAUUGAGAACACAUUCUUCGAGCUAGGCAGGACGUGUCAGAGGAACUGCCUCAUCAUAUGCGACCGGGGGGCGAUGGACGCUAGUGCAUUUAUAUCCAAAGAGAAAUGGGAGGCGAUGCUGGCUGCCAACAACUGGAACAGUGUGGAGCUGAGGGACAACAGAUACAAUCACAUCGUACACAUGGUUUCUGCUGCGAACGGCGCGGAAGACUUCUACUCCACUGAGGACCACGCAUGCCGCUCGGAGGGCGUGGAGCUGGCCCGCGAGCUGGACUACAACGCGGCGUCGGCCUGGAUCGGCCACCCCUACUUCGACGUCAUCGACAACUCCACAGACUUCGACAAGAAGAUGAACCGCCUCAUCGCCUGCGUCUGCCAGAAGAUCGGCAUCGACACAGGAGACAGGCUGAACGUCAACUCGAAGAAACGAAAGUUCCUCGUCAAAAUGCCCCUCCCACCGGACUCUGCUUUCCCCCCGUUUCAAGAUUUCGACGUCGUUCACAAUUAUCUGCAGAGCGAUGUGCGUAAAGCCCAGGUCAGGCUGCGGAAACGGGGUCAGAAGGGCCACUGGUCUUAUAUACACACGCUGAGGAAGUUCCACCCCACUAAUGGACAGUCCGUGGAAGUGCGCACCCAGUUGACGCAUCGCGAUUACCUGAAUCUCCUGCCGCAGCGCGACGACGCUCACUUCACCAUCUUCAAGAAGCGCCGCUGUUUCAUUUACAACAACCAGUACUACCAGUUGGACAUUUACAGGCAGCCCACACAUCCCAGGUGCCGUGGCUUAGUGCUACUAGAGACUUACAGUGCUGAUUACGAUCAGAAGACGCUGCUAGCUUCGUUGCCGAAGUUCCUCUCCAUAGAGAAGGAGGUGACAGGGGACCAUGCGUACUCUAUGUACAACCUGUCACUCAAGGAGGAUUGGAAGACUUCGAAAAAGUAUUAUGCGGGCGCUGACUGUAACGGGCGCUCUAAGUGGUCGCUGAAUGGCCACUCUGAUAAACAUGAUUGCGACCACGCCAAGGCGAAUGGGGUCGGUAAAAUGAACGGACACUCCAAAAUGGCCACUGAAAAUGGUCACACCAACGGCCAUGCGGAUAUGAACGGGCACACGAGCAAUGGGGACAUUGAUCCCGCUAAUGGGGAACUGCAGGCCUUCCCAGAAAACCACAGAAUGGAUCUCGGAUCACCAAAGAUACCCAAGGUCGCUCUUAAGAUUUGAAUAGUUAUAAUUUAUACUACUUAAGAUAUGAAAAAUUCCACUUUGUAACAUUUCAGUAUACACCAAAUUGUUUAAAUUAAUGUUAAGAAUGGUUUAUGUACUAUAAACUACCCGAAGUCUUCGAGCCACGAAGCAAUGCUGUAUAUUGUAUGUAUCAAUGGUUCUCUGAAACUUUGUACAGAUAUUUAAAGGGCGUGCUCAGUAAUUAUGAAUACCUUUUUGUAAUAGAGAUAUAAUAGCGAAGCGUAAACAAAUGAAGUCUUUACAAACAUAUCAAGCAAGUCUUACUUAUUUUCAUCCUUCGCCAUUCAUUCGAAAACUCGUUAAGAUCACGUGACUUAACAUGCCCUCUAAAUAUUUGUAUUUUAUAUGUACUUACCUUUAAAAUAAAAGAACGCCAAAUGAAAUAUAUUUUUGUAGUAAACCUUGAGCAUGGCAUGACAUUUUAUGAACAUUUUUUGUGCAAACUACGCCACAAUGAAAUGUCACUGCAAUAAUAAUUGUACAAAUUAUAUCCCACAAGUGUAUCGGAUAGUUUCGUAUUGUUUGUGCCUUUACAUAGUAUGGAAUAUAAAUACUGUAAUAUUUAUAUUACAUUAUGUUGAUCACAGUGUUUAGUAUACUGAAUGAUGUAAAUUUUAUUUAUUUAUCUACGCGUAUGAGCGUCGUGCAAAGUGAUAAUUUACGCGAAAUACUAUAUAAAAUAUAUUUUAGAUUCUGUUCUGUCUUGCUCCCAGUAUAUAAAACAGUUUCUAGUAGUUUUAAUAAUUUUUUUUAUAUUUUAACAAUUAUACUAGUAUUUGAUCCUAGUAUUCAUUUCAUUUUAAUGUUAUUUAUAUACUAGUUACGACGACGUUUUUAUAAAGUUAUUGACAUUGUAUCUUACCGCAGGUAUUGAAUGGCAUUACAACUUAAAAAUGAAUUUGCUGAUUGUCUACCUUAGCAUUAUGAUAAAUUUUAUCAUAUAAACGUGUAUACUAAGAGACCUGAAUUUUACAUCCUAAAUUCUGUACUUAUAAAUGCUUCCUAAACUUUUGUACUUCUACUCGUGUAAAAGCGAAUCGGAUAGUAUUAAAUCGUAAUUGACUAGUUGUAACAUUUUGAAAAUCUCGAUGUCGUGUCGAUGUAUGUAGUAGCAAUUAUUUUCGGGGACCAAAGUUACUUGAGCGAAGGUCUCCUGAAUUCGUUUUUGUUAGUGGCCUUUCGAUGUUGAAUAAAAUCUAUUUUUGAUCUAAAAGUGUUUAAAUAGAUGUCGCAAAUUCGUAUUUCUGUUGUGAAUAGAAAACUUAUAGUAUAUUACGGAAGUAUUUAAGACGUCGUUAUACUUAAGGAGAAUGACAUGUUGCGUGAAAUUUUGGCAGGAUUCCAUGUGAGCAUCUUAAUGGCUGUGCUAUAUUGUAGAGCAUUUGCUCCAUCAAGCUAUAGGAAGCAUUGGCAGCCACGCAGAGCCAAAUGACUAUAAUGUUACUUCGGCAAAUUGCACCGCGAAAUGAUUAUAAAUUAUUUUUUAUUGCUCUAAUUUAAAUACCUGCUAUUGUAUCAUGAUUUAAAAUAAUUACACAGGACUGUGAUGUAAUGACAUACGUCUGUAUGUUUUAUGUACUUAUUAUUAUUCUUGGUGCAAAAAUAGAUACGAUGGAUUAGCUUUUUUGGUGUAUAUUCCAAAAUCGCUGUAUUCGGCAUUAUUUCUUAAUAAAGAUAAUGUGAUAUGCUA